AUGAAUAUGCCAAACGACACGGACAUACAUAACAACAAGACGUGUGUUGGUUGGGGUGACAGCCACUCCUUUGUUUGUUCACUUGCGUGGAGAAGUAAUGCAAUCUUGACGGCUGGGAGAUCCGAUGGUAGUAUUGUUGAUUAUGACAUUAGAAAAGAUGACCGGGCCAUCUGUGACUAUAGAGGGCAUCGACUAGAAGUUUGUAGUCUUAAAUGGUCCGAGUUGUUUGGGCGGUAUCUGGCAAGCGGAGGGAAGGACAAACUUGUGCACAUAUGGGACACCCGCAUGGCUGUUGCAAAUCACCAUCCGUGCCAACAUCAAUUGCUUCACAAGAUUAGCAACCACACUUCCACUGUGAGGGCCCUUGAUUGGUGCCCUACCAGGAGCAAUCUGCUGGCUUCUGGUGGAGGACGCAAUGAUCAUUGCAUUAAGUUUUGGAAUGCUGUUAAUGGUGUUUGCUUGAACUCGAUUGAUACCGGCUCUGAAGUUUGUGCGUUGUUGUGGGACAAAAACAAAUCUGAAUUGCUGACCUCCCAUGGGUUUCCAAACAAUCAACUCACCCUGUGGAAUUACACAUCCAUGACGAGAAAAGCUGAGCUUUUUGGUCAUUCAUCUCGUGUUCUUUACUUGGCUGGGAGCCUAUUGGGAGGUGUAGUAGCUUCUGCAGCAGAAGAUGAGACACUCAAGUUCUGGAAUGUCUUUGAGACUCCCAAACCACCAAAACCUGAAGCAAACACUGUGCCCUUUGCCCAAUUUAGUGUCAUAAGAUGAAAAUGCUGAUGGUUGGAAAAGACUACAAGAGUAAUACGGAAAACUUCUUUAGUGCUUGACAAAAAGAUCCAUUGUUGAUAGCGUUGCAUAGAGCAGUUUGUGGCAUCAAAGAGGCAACAUAUUUUCAUACAAGCAUCAUACAUUUAAGAUCUUCGGAUACGAGUGCAAGCGUAUAAGUUAAGUAAGAAAUUUACAACCAUGCUUUAAUUUUUACAGCAUUUUAAUAGGUUUAUUAUACAAUAAACCAAUGUGGUUGCAACUGCAAGUUUGAUUUUUGUAUCUAAUUUUUUUUUCAGCUUUGCAUAUUGGGUAUAACCUUUACCAUAUUGAUGACACAUGCAAUCUAUAAGCACUACAUUAUUGUUGCUAUAUUUUAUGUAUUCUAGUUUUAAUAUUUUUAUCCAUGUUGCAUUCUUGUUGUAUGCUUUUAGGUGAUUUGUUAAUUCUUCCUUCUUUAAAUUUGAGAAUCUUUAUGUUGACUUCUCAAGUACUAGAUGAAAAUGCUGAUGGUUGGAAAAGAUUAUUAGAAUAAUACAGAAGACUUCUCUAGUGCUUGAGAAGAAAAUCCAUUGCUGGUAGCAUUUCAUAGAGAAGUUUGUGGCAUCAAAGAGGCAACAUUUUUUCAUACACGCAUUAUAUAUUUGUGAUCUUUAGAUAUGAGUGCAAGUGCCUAAGAUGGAAAAUUUAGAACCAUGCUUUAAUUUUUAUAGCAUUUUAGGUCUAUUUACAACGAGUCUAUGUGGAUGCAACUGCAAGUCUGAUUUUUGUAUCCAAUUUUUCUUUCAGCUUUGCACAUAUAUUUGCUAUAACCUUUGCCAUAUCGACAUGCAAUCUAUAACCACUACAUCAUUGUUGCUAUAUUUUGUGUCCUAGUUUUAAUAUUUUUAACCAUGUUACAUUCUACUAUUAUAGUUCUAUCUUUUUAUAUAAAUUAUUUUUUUUCCUUCUUAAAAUUUGAGAAUCUUCAUGUUGAUGUUAUUCUUUGUUUGUUUAUGUUAAUUAUGCAUAAUUAGACCAACGAGGUAGCUGUUUAUAUAUAUUUUUUUGUUUCUGCUGAGUUGAGGUUUCUUAUGAUUUUAAUGUAGCCUCCAGAAUUUCAGACUUUUCUUGCUGUUGAAAAAACUGGUUAUAAAGUGUAUAAUUUUGAAUCUUAAAUGGUUUCAAUAUGUUACUAUAUAGUGAAUAACCUCCAAGUAAAAUAUAAGUUCAAGAGUGAAAUCC
This is a messenger RNA of Musa acuminata AAA Group (dessert banana), 1992 nucleotides long. Its product is annotated as cell division cycle 20.2, cofactor of APC complex-like. Gene Ontology annotation, biological process: anaphase-promoting complex-dependent catabolic process; positive regulation of ubiquitin protein ligase activity; positive regulation of anaphase-promoting complex-dependent catabolic process. NCBI's taxonomy places the organism in Eukaryota, Viridiplantae, Streptophyta, Magnoliopsida, Zingiberales, Musaceae. Gene Ontology annotation, cellular component: anaphase-promoting complex. The record is from RefSeq and is a predicted model, not a curated record. The transcript is spliced from 2 exons. The coding region runs from base 1 to 771 and encodes 256 amino acids. Gene Ontology annotation, molecular function: ubiquitin ligase activator activity; protein binding; anaphase-promoting complex binding.